This is a messenger RNA of Anoplopoma fimbria (sablefish), 1092 nucleotides long. It is a transcript of the gene hrh2b, whose product is annotated as histamine receptor H2b. Gene Ontology annotation, cellular component: membrane. The transcript has 2 exons. The coding region runs from base 1 to 1092 and encodes 363 amino acids. Lineage: Eukaryota; Metazoa; Chordata; Actinopteri; Perciformes; Anoplopomatidae. The record is from RefSeq and is a predicted model, not a curated record. Gene Ontology annotation, molecular function: G protein-coupled receptor activity. Gene Ontology annotation, biological process: adenylate cyclase-activating adrenergic receptor signaling pathway.
AUGAUCUCCACGGCUCUCCGCUGGCUGGUUCUGGUGUCUUUUAUCAUUCUGACCAUUGGUGGCAACGUGCUGGUGUGUUUGGCUGUGGGGCUCAGUCGUCGACUGUGGCGCAUCGCUAACUGCUUCGUGGUGUCCCUUGCAGUGACAGAUCUCCUACUAGGCCUGCUGGUGCUGCCCUUUUCUGCCGCUUUGGAGCUGCGCAGCGGAAAUUGGCCCCUCGGAGGAACUCUGUGUAACAUCUACAUCUCAAUGGAUGUCAUGCUGUGCACAUCCUCCAUCCUGACCCUGAUGGCCAUCAGCGUGGACCGAUACCUUGCCAUAUCAGCUCCCCUCAGCUACUCCCGGAGAGUUACCCCUCUGAGGGUGACACUGGCCAUGAUCGCCAUCUGGGCCUUGUCACUAACCGUGUCCUUUGUGCCCAUCCACCUGGGCUGGAACACAGCUGACUUCAGAGUGCAGCACUUGGACUGGGGCAUGGGGGACGAGGUCAAAGAGGGACUCUUCUGCCAGUUUGAGUGGAUUAACAACUAUGUUCUCAUUUAUGCCUUUAGCUCAUUUUACCUGCCUCUGCUGCUUAUGUGUGGAAUGUAUCUUUGCAUAUUCAGAGUGGCACGCGAACAGGUGCGGCGUAUUCGUGCUGCCACUCCAUCAUUUGCACGUUCAGCAUCAACUGCAGCCAUAGCCCAGGAGCACAAAGCCACAGUGACCCUGGCAGCUGUGCUGGGGGCCUUCGUCAUCUGCUGGUUCCCCUACUUCACCCUCUUCACCUGCAUGGGCAUAAAGGCAAAGACGAACCCCCCUAACACACUUAGCUCUGUGGCCCUGUGGCUGGGCUACUUUAACUCGGCUCUUAACCCCAUCCUGUACCCAGCCUUCAACAGGGAUUUCCGCAGGGCCUAUGGAGAGCUGCUUCGCUGCAGAGGACUGUCUCGCAAAAAACUGCAGCUAACUCACGUGUGCGUGCAUAAACGCAUGACCUUUACUAACGGACCAAGGGUUUCCCAGCGGUCUGAGAAACAUGCAGACACGGUUAAUAAAGAAACUGAGGGGAAGAGACUCACUCUACAUGAGAUAAAUGGUAUGCCAAGGUGA